CAUGACUUGGAUGGGCUGGUCAAAGCGCCUGGCGAAACAGUGCAAGGUUCUGAGACAGGCGCAUUCCGACUGGCCUAGCAGCGGAUCCAUCCAACUGGCGGCGGAGCUAACGAACCCCCCCAAGCUCGUCCCAAGUCGAGUCUCGCACGAGCCACCAGCCACACCCGCCAAAUGGAAUCGCAGCCAGAGCGGUUUAAGACCAUCAAACUGCCCCUCCGCAGCACUCGCAUGAUUUAACGUUCAGGGUUGCAUGUUGACUCGACCGCCCUGGGAUGAUCCCGUAUCUUGCGUGUGUGUCUGGCCCCGAUGUGCCCGAUUCCGCCCCAAUAUCCAGCCUGCGCACCUAACUUGAACCAUGUCGGACGAGGUAUCUGAUUUUCUUCGGUCGGUUGAGCUGUUGAAGGGACGACGCGAGGAGGAAGACGAGGCGCGUUCGCGCGAACUCGAGGAAAAGAUUCUCCAAGAAAAACGAGAACGCCAGGCGCGACGUGCAGAGCGCGCAAGAUCAAUUUCUCCACAGAAAUCAUCACCGGUCAACACCCCGUCGCCUUCUGCACAGCGAACAAACCGUGCCCUGGCUACCGACGACACAUUGCUGACCUCGCCGGGACUUGAAAGUUCUGGCAGCCCGCGGGCACGCGUCGCCCGCUCGUCGGAAGCCAUGGACAGCACUACCGACUACUCCAACUCGAACUCCCCCACCAAAGAAAACGACUCGCCGUUCGACUUGGAAUUCAAGCGAUCGAGUCUUACCCUGACCUCGCCCUCGGUCGGCGGGCCGCCCUCUCGCUCGCCCCUUUCGUGGCAGCGCCGGCCCCCAUCUCAAGCGUCGGACCGGCCCCGGCCGCUCUCUGUUGUCGCUGCAGAAAACGCGGCUGCUCGAUCAUCUCCUAACCCCCCCUCUGAGCCAACGCCGGCGCCAGAGCAGACCCUGACGCGUGACCAGAUUGCGCAGUCGCUGGCAGGCAAGGACCCAACCUGGUUCCGCCAGACGGCCGACCGCGGACAGAACUCUCCGGCAUACCGGCGCAACCAGGUCGAGGAUACCGACGUCGUCGACAUGUCGUCGUCGCGCGUCCAGCUGGCCGGAAUGUCACGCAGUCCUGCAGCUGCUCAGCCGUUCAGAGAUAGCCCGGUCCCUGCGCCCGAUUUUUCUGCGCGGCACAGCAAGAUUGGAUCGCCACUUGUUCUCAGUGGUCCCCAGCGCCUCGACCCCCCAACUGGAGAGACCGGCGGUGGCGGAGAAACAUCGUCGAGCGAUCGUCAGCCGGCUCUACCCACCAGCGGGCGUACGUCGCCAAGCAGGCCAGUGUCUCCAACCAAGGGAAUGGGCGGAUUUGUGCAGAGCGCCAUGAUGAAGCGCUCGGAUAGUGUAAAGCGUUGGAGUGUUACCUCGCCAGGAGGGCUGCAGCGUGCAGAUUCCUCCGUAUCUAGCAGAGGCGGCCUCGAAGGUGCGCCAAAAGGCAACCGUCCAGCCAGCGUGCUCAGGGACGGGUCGACGACGCCUUCGUCUCGGCCAACCUCGAGUCACGAAAAAGAGCCCGAGAAUUCGACCGCCACGGCCUCUGCCACCGUCCCCGAUGAGGCUGCCCCGACAGAACCCGAGGAAGAACCUGAACAGACGACUCCGCCAGUAAGCCCGUCCAAGACAAUGGAUCCGCGGAGAUGGAGCCCGACCAAGUCUUCCAGCUGGCUUGAGGCGGCUCUCAACAAACCUGAAUCACCAAAACCGAAGCCCACUCCGCCGCCUUCCAACCAGCCAGCUUGGAUGGUCGAGCUGAACAAGGCAAAGGCCCAAAAAACCAAUAUCGGAAGUGGAGGUUCUAUUCGGAGCCCGUCUCUUCCUAAGAAACCCGAGAUCAAGACUGGCGGUCUUUUGAAGUCUACGCCGAUGGGUGCGGGCGCGGGUCCAGUCUCCGCCGGCCUGGGCGGUUUUCCGCGUGUCUCGCCGAGCGACAAGGCUUCGCCUAGUCCCUUCCGGGGAAGCUUCGCGAAGCCUCUGUCAAGACGAGGGAGCGAGGACCCAGGGAGUAACAUUCUAGAUGGUUCGAGCGAUUCUUCGGCACUGACAAAGACGAAGCUUGAAACACCACCGGUAAAGGACUUUCGAGCAAACCUCAAACCGCGCGUGCCGCCCCCCGAGACAGGGACAGGCAAGCCUGAUGAGCUGAAAAAUGUCUUUGGUAACUUGCGACGAACAAAGACACAGAACUAUGUGGCCCCUGACGAGCUGAAAGGCAACAUUCUACGAGGUAAGGCAGCACUGAACACCACAGGCGGCCCCCAGAAGAACGAGCGCAAGGAUGAAUUCAAAGAUGCGAUUCUGAAGAAGAAGGAGGAGUUUAAGAAGGCGCAACAGGAAGGCCGGGGAGUCACAAAAGGCCCUGGAUCGUCCAGCUCGCUUGAUGAGAAAUCUAUCCCCGAAGGGCUUGCGAAGAAACUAGAAAUCGCCCGGACCGGCAACACUUCGAGGCAAGGCUCAACAACUUCAAUAACUUCUGACUCGACUUUAGAUACUCCACAGACUGGUCUCUCCAGCCGACUUCAAAGCAAGGUCAGCGGUGGAGGAUUGGCUGACCGUUUCAACCCAGCAUUGGCCGGCUUGCUUGCAAGGGGCCCUCCUCCCGCUUCUGGUCCACAGAAGAGCCCUGACACUUCCUUGGGCACCCCAACAUCAAAUUCGGUAGGGGCGGAGGAUGUUACUGGACCCGGCCCUCAGCUAACGCACAUGACGAAAGGACGAGCUCGUGGCCCUAGGAGGAAGGCUCCAACUUCUGUUGCUGGUGCAAAGCAAGCCGAGGAGCCGAAGGGGCCCGAGCCCGAGCCCAAGGAGCUCCAAAAGCCUAGUGAGCCUGUAACUCCUAAAGAGCCUAGAGAGUCUGUCAAGCCGGAGGUGACGGCGACGUCUCCGGUGCAGAAGAAGCCUCCCGUUACCUCCCCGAAGCCUCAGAAGUUUGUCACGACUCCGACUCCGACUCCGAAGCCAGAAACCAUCACCCUUGUAGAUCCUAGAAGGUCGCUCGUGCAAGAAACGCCUACAACGGCGGGGGAGAGCGUAAUCCCGUUAGUUGACUCGUCUAAGCGAGUAUCGGAGGUAGAGCCGUCGUCAACUGGCCGGCCUAUUCAGCUGGUUGACUCUUCAAUCCGGACGCGUCCGCGAUCGCCGACCAAGGUCCAUGAACAGGUGGCGGCACUUGCAGCGAAGAAUCAGCAGGCGUCGAAACCGACAGAGCCGGCAGAUCAGCCAGUAUCUCAACCCCCCUCUCCCAAGAAGCUUGUGUUGAAGAGGAUUUCGAAGUUCUUGGACGACCAAGAAACACCAAUCCCAAGGCCAGAGCCUGAAAAAUCGCGGCCAUCCUCGCCCAUAAGAGGGCGAUCAUUCCCUGACCCCACAAUCACAGUGCCGGGAAAACAGCCGUCGAAAGACAAGGCCGACUCGGGGCCUCCGGUCUCUGCGAAGAGCAACGCCACCCUGUUUAGUGGUGUUGGCUUGGGCCUGAGCAGGACAGCCGUCAAGCCCGGCCCAGGAUCUGCUGGGGACGGAGCAGACGCGCAGACUGAACAAAGCCCUCGCCUGCCUCCCAAGGGUGCCAGACCGUUACCACCGCCUCCCAAAUUGGCAAGGACGCCACCCAGGAUAACGUCCCCAACACGGUCUCCGUCGCGAUCUCCGAGCAAGUACAGCGUCGACGUAUCAAAUCUAUUUUCCGACUUUUUCGGGCCGGAACGCCCGAAGCGGAGGUAUACGGCAGAUGCGGCCGACAUCCUCAUGCGCCGACCCGUGAUGGGAUCUACAGUCAAGACGCUGAGGACCCAGCUCUUCCAAGUGUUUGGCGACGGCAAGAAGCUCCCGGUGCCGGCGCAUCACGAACGGGUGCUCUUUGAGCGCGAGAUGUACCUCUGCCCCCACUCGUUCACCGACAGUGCCGGAAGAAAGGUGAAUGAGGUUUACUUUUGGUCCGGUGAUGAGGUGCCCGAGUCGGCCUUGCAGGAUGCCGAAGUCUUUGCGCCGCGGGAAGCCAGGGCGUUUGGUGGGAAACUCGUGAGGCUAUCGCAGGGCAAGGAGACGGCCGAGUUCGUGCAAGCGCUCGGGGGCAUUGUGAUUGUGCGUCGUGGGUCGAGCAACAAGUACGACUCGUUAGCACCGAACAUGCUCUGCGGCCGCCGCUAUUUGGGGCAAGUUGCUUUUGACGAAGUCGAUUUCUCGCCCGCGAGCCUCUGCUCGGGCUUUCCAUACCUUAUCACCCAGCAGGGCAAGUGCUACCUUUGGAAGGGCAAGGGCAGCGAUGUCGACGAGCUGGGUUGCGCCCGGCUUGUGGGCAUGGACCUUGCGCUCAUGGGCGAACUGUUAGAAAUCGAAGAGGACAAUGAGCCGGAUAGCUUCUGGGACAUUUUUGGCGGCGGCGCCAGAGCGCCUUCGGCGGACCACUGGCGCCUGAAGCCAAACUACGGCAGGUACUGCGGCCGGCUGUUUUGUUCCAACUCGGCCGACAGGCACCAGAUCUCGGAGCUCUUCCCCUUUAAGCAGACUGACCUGCUGUCCAGCAACAUCUACGUCCUCGAUGCCUUCUUUGAGAUGUACAUCAUCGUCGGCGCGCAGUCGCAGCACCAGUACGCUGCCUUCCGCAACGCCCUGGACUUUGCCCAGGAAUAUGCCAUCUUGGCGGCCGGCAUGGAGGACCGUCCCUUUGUGCCCAUCUCUACAGUCGUCCUCGAGGGCAUCCCGAGAGACCUGAAGAGCGUCUUCCGCAAGUGGCAGGACGUGGCUAGCCCCACGAUUACGAACCCGCCCAGCUACCAACAGCAGCCACAGACGCCGGGCGGAGGGAGUGGCAGUGGCAGCGGGAAUCUGAGGCGCGGCAGGAGCUUGAGGAUCGUGCCACUCAACCAAGCGCUUCAGGCUGUGUCGUUGACCGAGUCAUGA
This is a messenger RNA of Lasiosphaeria miniovina, 4924 nucleotides long. RefSeq lists its product as uncharacterized. Gene Ontology annotation, molecular function: phosphatidylinositol-4,5-bisphosphate binding; actin filament binding. The coding region runs from base 356 to 4924 and encodes 1522 amino acids. The record is from RefSeq and is a predicted model, not a curated record. NCBI's taxonomy places the organism in Eukaryota, Fungi, Ascomycota, Sordariomycetes, Sordariales, Lasiosphaeriaceae. The transcript is spliced from 5 exons. Gene Ontology annotation, biological process: actin filament severing; barbed-end actin filament capping.